Dama dama (fallow deer) is the source of this 3681-nucleotide messenger RNA. It is a transcript of the gene PRXL2C, whose product is annotated as peroxiredoxin like 2C. The record is from RefSeq and is a predicted model, not a curated record. The transcript has 6 exons. The coding region runs from base 43 to 729 and encodes 228 amino acids. Lineage: Eukaryota; Metazoa; Chordata; Mammalia; Artiodactyla; Cervidae.
CCCGCUUGGUCGCUCUCCCAGGGUCCUCGGACGUAGGGCGCGAUGGCAGCCCCCUCCGAGGCGCCGGUCACGCGGCAGGUCAGCGGGCACGCCGCCCCAGCCCCAGUCCCAAGCGGCCCCGAGAGCUGGCAGCCCCUGGCCGCCGCCGUGGCCGAGCUGCCCGUGCUGGACGCCUCCGGGAGGCCUGUGCCGUUUGGUGAGCUGUUCCGAGAGCGCCGGGCUAUCGUGGUCUUCGUGCGGCAUUUCCUGUGUUACAUCUGCAAGGAAUACGUAGAAGAUCUGGCCAAAAUCCCCAAGAGUUUCUUACAAGAAGCAAAUGUCACUCUCAUAGUGAUUGGACAGUCAUCCUACCAUCAUAUUGAGCCUUUCUGUAAACUAACUGGGUAUUCUCAUGAAAUCUAUGUUGAUCCGGAGAGAGAAAUUUAUAAAAGAUUGGGAAUGAAAAGAGGUGAAGAAAUUGCCUCCUCAGGACAGAGCCCCCAUGUAAAAUCAAAUAUACUCUCGGGAAGCAUUCGGAGCCUGUGGAGAGCAGUGACUGGCCCUCUUUUUGAUUUUCAAGGAGAUCCAGCUCAGCAAGGUGGAACACUCAUUUUAGGUCCAGGUAACAACAUCCAUUUUAUACACCAUGAUAGGAAUAGGUUGGAUCAUAAACCCAUCAACUCUGUUUUACAGCUUGUAGGAGUUCAGCAUGUGGACUUUACAAGCAGACCUUCGGUUAUCCAUGUGUGACAUUACAGAGUCUCUCAAUUUCAAAUGGACCUUGGGACAUGACCUGAAAUAUGGGAAUGUCAUAUCCUCGUGCAAUGCCUAUCUUGUUGACCCUCCCUAGCCUCUGAGGAGUUGAAGUGAAGUGAAGUUACUCAGUCGUGUCUGACUCUUUGAGACCCCUUGGACUAUAGCCCACCAGGCUCCUCCAUUUGUGGGAUUUUCCUGGCAAGAAUACUGGAGUGGGUUGCCAUUUCCUUCUCCAGGAGAUCUUCCCGACCCAGGGAUUGAACCCGGGUCUCCUGCAUUGUAGGCAGAUGCUUUACCAUCUGAGCCACCAGGGAAGUCUCAUGGAACCAUAAAGAGGCUUUGUACCACAGGUUGAAUAGCAUGCUAAAAGACGUUGGUUGUCAAAAAUGUGAUAUCUGUAAUUGUAUAGCUUUUAAGGUUUUAUUUUAUAUAACAAUUUUUGUAAAAACAAACAAAAAUAAAACUAAAUUUUACUUACACAAAGUAAAACUUUAAAAGCUAUAAAAUUAUAAAUACCAUUCUUUAUUUUACCUUAUGCUAUAUCCAUUCAAUGAAGAUAUUUUUGGCCAUUAAAAUCAUACAUUUUUAUAAAGAACAUAUAAGGAGAAAGAGAAGCAACCAAGAACAUUUGAUCCAUUGAGAAAAUCAGGAACUCAAACUCUGUAGACAGCAUAAUCAUAUUUUUAUAGGCAUACGUUUAUAUUUUUGUUUGUUUAAAAAGAAAGACAGGAAAUAAACACACCGGAGUAUCACCAGUAGGUAUCACUAGGUGGUAGGAUUACAGGGUUUUUUCCCUGUCCUUUUUUAUAUUUCCCAACUUUUCUGUUAUGAACAUGAUUCAUUUUUUGGCAAAGAAAAUGUCUUUAAAAAUUAUAUGAAGAAUAUGUUCCCACAUAGCAAGCUCCACAAAGGUGCAGUUAUACGGGCUGCAGGCCAUAAGUUUCUAAUUCUUUGCUCAGAGGAAACACAACAGACCAAACCUACGUAUAGCCUAUAUUCACAGGCUUUGACCACACACCCAGUAUCUAUUUCACUAGGAUUUUGUUUAGGGGGACAGGGGCUACUAGUAAAAGGAGAAAAAAUAUGUUUGCAAUAUUUGAUACGUGUUUAAGAUAUAAUCAGUAUGCUUUUUGAAAGGAAAUUUUAAGAAUUGUUUAAACUGAAAAAUUAAGAAAUUGUGUAAUUUAAAUGUACACUAUGAUAUGGUUGUAUAUUCUCAAACAGCUUCUAUUUCCCACCCCCAAGUUGCUUUUAUUUAAUGAAAAAUUGUCAUCUUUUAUUUUUCUAGAGUCUUUAUUUCUUUAGUGGGAAGUGUCCUAGGAAUUCUGAUGAAAAGUACAGCAAGAUUAAAAUAUUGGUAAUUAUUAGCAAGUAUAAUACUGCUUUGAACUUAAAAUACUUUUGUAACAAGCAUAUAAAGGUCAUACACAAAAUAUACUUUAAAUUGUCCAAAAAUCUGAUUAUAUUUUCAUGUGUAUAUAGACAGAAAUCAUGUUCUUAAUCAAUGGAAAUGGGAUAGCUCAUAAAAAUUAAAAUUAAUGUGUUUUGUGCUAUUUUAUUAAGUAAGGAAACAUUGGUGGCCCACAUCCCUUUACUGACUUUAGACUUAAAACUGCUGAAUCAUAGCUGACACAAAAUUUAUAUAUUUACAUUUAUAUUGUAUUAUAAAAAUGUAUAUAUAAAAAUGCCAUAUUUCUUAAAGAUACGUAAAUGCUUCAGGGAGGAACAGUUACAUAAAUACAGUGCAAGAGUAAAUUGCCUACCCAAACAAACACAGUGUGAGAGAAGCUGAUGUUGAAUAACAGUUUUUUUAAAAAGCAAGCAUGGCAGUUUAUACUUUAUUGUUAUUGCCCAUCAUUAAGCAAACAUUAGAAAUGUUUGAAGUCUUGAAGAACUGGUCUGUAAGUCAACCUCUGCUGUCCUUACAACAGUGAUUUUUUUUUUUUUUUUUAGUUUUGCGGGUAAUAUGUAUUUAAUAUUGAUGAACAAUUUCACAAUUCCUUCCUCCCUGCCUCUCUCCCUUUUUAUCUUUCUUUUUUCUUCUUUCCUUUCCUCUUUCAUUACCUGCCUUUCCUUCCUUCCAUCCCUCCUUCCUUCCUUUCUCCCUUCUAGCCAUCUUUUAUUCAGUCUAUUUUUUUUUUUUUUUUUGGGUUUUGUCAUACAUUGAUAUGAAUCAGCCAUAGAUUUACACGUAUUCCCCAUCCCGAUCCCCCCUCCCUCUCCACCCGAUUCCUCUGGGUCUUCCCAGUGCACCAGGCCCGAGCACUUGUCUCAUGCAUCCCACCUGGGCUGGUGAUCUGUUUCCCCAUAGAUAGUAUACAUGCUGUUCUUUUGAAACAUCCCACCCUCACCUUCUCCCACAGAGUUCAAAAGUCUGUUCUGUAUUUCUGUGUCUCUUUUUCUGUUUUGUAUAUAGGGUUAUCGUUACCAUCUUUCUAAAUUCCAUAUAUAUGUGUUAGUAUGCUGUAAUGUUCUUUAUCUUUCUGGCUUACUUCACUCUGUAUAAUGGGCUCCAGUUUCAUCCAUCUCAUUAGGACUGAUUCAAAUGAAUUCUUUUUAACGGCUGAGUAAUAUUCCAUGGUGUAUAUAUACCACAGCUUCCUUAUCCAUUCAUCUGCUGAUGGGCAUCUAGGUUGCUUCCAUGUCCUGGCUAUUAUAAACCAGAUCUGAAAGAGACACGUGCACCCCAAUGUUCAUCACAGCACAACAGUGAUUUUUUUUGUUUAAAUGGGUCCAGUAUGUUUUGAUUUCUUCUAUUUAGAAAGUUGGAAAUCUUUAAUGAAUUUAUUCAACGAAUGAUGUGGCAAAAAAAAAAAAAAGAUUAUCAUGUUUGAAGCUUUUAGCAAGUCUGUGAUUGAAAACUAACCUUACAUUGAAAUUGUAAGACAUUGAAGACAUUGAAAUUGGCCCCUAAGAAGAAAACAAAAUAAAUAAUGAAAGCUCAAA